Molecule: messenger RNA, 1209 nt
Organism: Apiotrichum porosum
Lineage: Eukaryota; Fungi; Basidiomycota; Tremellomycetes; Trichosporonales; Trichosporonaceae
Exons: 5
Coding region: 1-1209 (402 amino acids)
Biological process (GO): response to endoplasmic reticulum stress
Cellular component (GO): endoplasmic reticulum lumen
Molecular function (GO): protein disulfide isomerase activity; protein-disulfide reductase activity
Source: RefSeq, a predicted model, not a curated record
AUGCACUGGUCAGCAUUGACUUUGGCCCUGGCGGCCCUCGCUACUGCGCCGCAGCUGUUCGCCGCCGGCAUGUAUCGCGAGCCAGUCAAGGAACUGGACAGCAAGUCUUGGAACCGCGUCAUGUCCGUCGAGCACGCGUCGAUGGUCGCUUUCGUCGCACCUUGGUGCGGCCACUGCAAAAACCUGGGACCCGAGUUCUCCUCCGCGGCCCAGUCCCUCGCCCCUCUGAUCCCCUUUUACACCGUCAACUGCAACGAGGAGGCCAACCGCCGCCUCUGCGCCGAGCACGAUGUCAAGGGGUACCCCACCAUCAAGGCCUUUCCCCGGGGGAAGAAGGGUGCGGCCCGUCCAUACGAGGGUCAGCGCAACAGGGGCCCAAUGGUAGAGUAUGCCAAGUCGUUGAUCCCGGAGCGUGUCAAGAAGUACCGCGCAGACGAGGGUGGAGAUGCGGUCGUGACCAAGUUCCUCGACGAGAAGCCCGCGCUCCCGCACGCCCUCCUCGUACACCCCUCGGCACCGUCGAUCCCCUUCCUCUGGAAGGUUCUCGGACACCGUCUCUCGGGCAAGAUGUUCCUCGGCUACGUCCGCGACACGCCCAAGCACGAGGUCCUCUCCACCGUGGGCGUCUACGAUGCCGCUGACAAGCGCGACACCGCUAGGCUCGUGUACUGGCCCGUAGGCGCCUCGAGGGCCGAGGUGGUGGAGUAUGACGGUGCGCUCAAGUUCAACGCCAUCCUCGAAUGGCUCGAGGCACACCUUAGCGGCACCCCUCUGCCUUCCUCGUCGGCCGACAAGCCCAAGGGCGCGUCUGAGCCUGAGCCCGCCGCCUCCGACGCGUCAAAGGCCAGGGCCUCGGCGACGGACAAGGCAACGGACGACGCAGACGCCAAGCGCCGCGCCAAGCUGGAGGAGUCUGAGCGCCGUGACCGUCUCCGCCGGGAAAAGCUCGCUGCCAAGCAGGCCGCCGAGCAGGAGCAGGAGGACGAGGAGGCUGCCAGCCCCGUGGACGCACCUGCCCCCGAGCCUGUGGAGGAGGAUGAGGCCGAGCCCCAGCUCGACAUUCCUGUCGAGUCGCCUCACGCCGAGCACGAGGAGGUGGCUGGCGAGCAGGAAAGCGGCACCCCCGUCGACGCGCCAGAGCCCGAGGUGGCCGAGGACUUUGAGGAGGAAGCGGAGGAGGAGAAGGAGAAUGUCCAUGACGAGCUCUAA